Messenger RNA from Microcebus murinus (gray mouse lemur), 2070 nucleotides. It is a transcript of the gene TPRG1L, whose product is annotated as tumor protein p63 regulated 1 like. Lineage: Eukaryota; Metazoa; Chordata; Mammalia; Primates; Cheirogaleidae. The record is from RefSeq and is a predicted model, not a curated record. Gene Ontology annotation, cellular component: cytoplasm; synaptic vesicle.
GCGGCCGGGCGGUGGCUGCGGCGACGGCUGCCGCGUCUGGGUCGGGGUCGGAAACCGCGGCCGGCAGGGCGACCCGGGCGGGCACGGCGAUGCUGCAGCUGCGGGACUCGGUGGACUCGGCGGGCACGAGCCCCACGGCGCUGCUGGCGGCCGGCGAGGACGCGGGGGCGGGCGGCGGCGCGGGCGGGGGUCUGCCGGGGGCGGGCACGCCGCUCCGCCAGACGCUGUGGCCGCUCAGCAUCCACGAGCCCACGCGCCGCGCCCGCGUCAAGGAGUACUUCGUGUUCCGGCCCGGCACCAUCGAGCAGGCGGUGGAGGAGAUCCGCGUGGUGGUCCGGCCCGUGGAGGACGGCGAGAUCCAGGGGGUGUGGCUGCUGACCGAGGUGGACCACUGGAACAAUGAGAAGGAGCGGCUGGUGCUGGUCACGGAGCAGUCGAUGCUUAUCUGCAAGUAUGACUUCAUCAGUCUGCAGUGCCAGCAGGUGGUCCGCAUAGCGCUCAACGCAGUAGACACCAUCUCCUACGGGGAAUUCCAGUUUCCUCCUAAAUCGCUCAACAAGCGAGAAGGGUUUGGGAUUCGGAUUCAGUGGGACAAGCAAAGUCGCCCUUCCUUCAUAAACAGAUGGAAUCCAUGGUCCACAAAUGUACCCUACACCACUUUCAUAGAACACCCGAUGGCGGGUGCCGAUGAGAAGACAGCAUCUCUGUGCCAGUUGGAAAGCUUUAAGGCUCUGUUAAUCCAAGCUGUCAAAAAAGCCCAAAAAGAAAAUCCUCUGCCAGGACAAGGGAACGGCGUCCUGGUCUUGGAGCGGCCCCUCCUCAUCGAGACCUACGUGGGACUGAUGUCCUUCAUCAACAACGAGGCCAAACUGGGUUAUUCCAUGACCAGAGGCAAAAUAGGCUUUUAGCCGGCUGUAUUCUGGGAGUUCUUCUCUGUCCCAAGAAAGCCAAGAUGAUGUGGAGACUGGGGCCUGCCAGUCCUCACGCAGCUCUGCUGCCCGCGGGCAGGACGGUGGGGGUGGGGUCCUUUACCUUUGGAGGUCCGAGUGCAGUUAGAAUAGUAAAGAGAAUUAUUUGUGUUCAGUUGGAUAUCGGACAUCCGCUAAUACGAGCUACAGACAAAAGCAAAUCUGUCAUUGCACUGCUGGUGUCCCAUCUUCUGUGACUUCAGUUCUGGCGUUUUCCCCAGUGUCUACGUGGCUUCUUGUGGUCCUGUCCAUCCCCCCACCGCGGCUGCCCCGCUCCCGCUUCAACGUGUAGAGUGUCACACACGGGGGGGCACCUGGCGUCCCGAGUGCCUGCAGUUGCAUAUAUGUUUACACUUGGUGUCAAAUUUCGUAUUUUGAAAUUUAAUCCAAUUUUUAAAAAGCUAAUAGAAAAGAUGCCAGCAGACUGGUUAGCUAAGCAAGAUACAGUCUGUGCCUUGUCAACUCCUGAACGAAUAAUUGUUCUUUUGUAAAUGUGUUUGACCCAAGUCACACUUUUUCUAAAAUUAAUCCAAGUUGUGUUAAUACUUAUGGCAUCUUUCCCAGGCCCAAAAAAGUUUACAGAAAAUCAUUUUAAGACAAUUUAUUGAUUUGAGAAAGUCACCUUGGUUUUGCACGUAAUCUUGACAAGCGUGUUCUGAGUUUGUAUUGUUACAUUCAUACUUAAAAGGGAGUGGGUACUUUGCUUUUUAAAGAAUGCACUUUAGAAAAAGGAACCGUAUCAGAUCCCUACAAAGCAGCUAACACCUGCGCUGGUUCCACAGCUCCCCUAGCUGCGAGGCUCUGGCAGCUCCUGGGGACGGUUUCCAUGUGGGGACCCCACACACCUCCCUGAAACCACGUGCUGCUUGCUGUGUACUGGGAGCAUUUGCUGAUAAAUCAGUUUCUUCCCUCAUUUAAACUCUGUUGUAGCUUUAAGCCGACCGGCAUGGUUGUGAUCAGAAUGCAGUAGCCUGCAAGACCCAUCAAGCCCGCCUCUGGGACUUUGGCCUUUGUUUCUUGGUCUCUUUGUAAACACAUUUAGAACCAAUGGAUGUUGUUCCUUUUUUGAAGUUACUGUUAUUAAAGUAGGUGCAACAACCAA